This is a messenger RNA of Colletotrichum destructivum, 2250 nucleotides long. RefSeq names its product Putative cwf19-like protein. Gene Ontology annotation, cellular component: post-mRNA release spliceosomal complex. The transcript is spliced from 2 exons. Bases 85 to 1725 code for a protein of 546 amino acids. Lineage: Eukaryota; Fungi; Ascomycota; Sordariomycetes; Glomerellales; Glomerellaceae. The record is from RefSeq and is a predicted model, not a curated record. Gene Ontology annotation, molecular function: RNA lariat debranching enzyme activator activity. Gene Ontology annotation, biological process: mRNA splicing, via spliceosome.
CAUCUCCAGAGCCCAAGGUUCCCUACCUGACAUCAACACCACCAGCCGACCAGUCUCAAGCACCGCACCACUAAUUGAAGCGCAAUGGCUGCUCCCAAGGUAAUCGUUCUGGGGAGCCUCAAUGGCGGGCUGCAGCCAGCCUUCACAAAGCUUGCGACGCUCCACUCGAAGAAUAACUUCAGCUUCGCGAUCGUCACUGGUAACCUUUUCGGCUUCGACGACGACACCACGGUCGAUUCCCUUCUGAGCGGCGAGCUCAAGGUGCCCCUUCCUGUUUACUUUACCGUCGGUACUACGCCCCUUCCCCCGCGAAUUUCCGCCAAGAUCGAAGCCGACGAGGAAAUCUGCGAGAAUCUUCACUUCCUCGGCAAGCGCAGCAUUACCAAAACUUCGGAAGGAAUCAGGAUCGUCACUCUUGGUGGAAAACUCGAUGCAAGUGUUGUGGGGGGCCAGUCAAAGGAGCAGCAUCUACCCUACCACACGGCAGAUGACGCGAAGUCGCUCAAGGGCGCGAACAAGGCCGAUAUCCUUCUGACAACAGUCUGGCCGGCCGGCGUCUGGGCUGGGUCCAAGGUCGCACUUAGCCCGGAAAACCAAGCGGCAAUCGAAAGCACAGCGGAACUUGUUGAACUAUGUGCGACACUGAAGCCGCGUUACCACUUCGCCGCUUCUCCCGCCGAAUUCUUCUAUGAGCGCGAGCCCUUCGUUCACCCCGCUCAGGAAGGCGCAGAGGAUGUCUCCAUCACUCGCUUCAUUUCGAUGGCACCUUACGGCAACUCUGCCAAGGCCAAGGCACUGUAUGCUUUCUCACUGGCACCCAACGAGACCAGCGUCGAGCGACCUGCCAACGCCACCUAUACUCCGUUCAGCCCCAGGAAGCCGAAGAGACGCCCGGAGGGCGACGGUUCCUACAGCCGCUUUGUCAACGGCGACGACGAUGGCCGUCAUCAUCGACGCGGAAACAAGCGCCGUCGCCAUCAGUCUCCCCCACCCGGUCCCGAUCGUUGUUUCUUCUGCUUGAGCAACCCCAACCUGGAUACCCACAUGGUCUGCUCCAUCGGUGAAGACAGCUACCUUGCUACUGCCAAGGGCCCUCUCGCUACGUCGCAGACUUUCCAGGAGCAUGGCAUCGGCUUCCCUGGCCAUGUCAUCAUCACGCCCCUCGCGCACACGCCGACUGUUUACCACUCCGGCGUCGAGAGCUACGCCCCUGAAGAGGCGGAGAAAACCCACAAGGAGAUGACUCGUUUCCGCGAGGCACUUCAGGCCAUGGUAUCAACCAAAUCCAGUCACAAGCUCGGUGCCAUAACGUGGGAGAUCAGCCGCGGCCGUAACAUCCACGCUCACUGGCAGUUUCAUCCGGUCCCAGCCGACUUCGUCUACAAAGGACUUGUCGAGGCCGGUUUCCGUGUCGAGGCCGAGAAUCUCAAGUAUCCAGACUUUGAGAACCGCGAGCUUUCUUACGAUGAGCAAGCCGACAUUGGCGACUACUUUCGCAUCUGGAUCUGGGCCGACAACGGCGAGGACAGGAUUAAGGGUUCCAGUCUCGUGAUGAAGCUCGAUCCCAACAUGCGUUUCGACCUGCAGUAUCCGCGCAAGGUCGUUGCUAAGCUUCUUGGUCUCGAGAAGCGUUUCGUUUGGCAAGAUUGCGUGCAGACGAAGGAGGAGGAGGAAAGAGACGUGGCGGCCCUUCGCGAGGCUUUCAAGGAGUGGGAAUUUGCGUGAUGGGGCCCGCGCUGACGCCAUAAGAAAGGUCUCUUCGCGGCUGCAGUCUAAUUUUGCAUCUUUCACGUAGCAUUUGGCAUGGACGGCGUUUGAGAAAUACCCGGGUUAUCUGCAUAUUCUUGCUAUACGAGCAGACGCUUGGAUGGGCUGCGUCUGCGUUGACUUUGCUCUCAUCUACGUCUACGAGGAAGGAGGGAUAUUAGGGGACAUUGUCUUACUCUCUGACCCUCGGGAAAAAGGAUUUCACGAAAACAUUUUUUUUCUUUUCGUUUUCAGGCAGGCGGGCAUCAUCUCUAUAACAAGAAAUUAGCAAAGAGGCACCAAAACUUUAUGAAAAGUUCUUCCAUCCAUCUCCCUGCAUUCUUGCUCACAGCAGCCAAUAGCAGAGGCAUGUGCACUUGUUGACGAGUUGCAUCAUUUUGGAAGUUUGGGUCAGAGUUAACACAGUCUAACUAAACCCCAUUGAUCCCUCGACUCGCUCACUUGUAGAUUGGUAUGUAAUCCCACUCAGUUUGAUUAGCCGUG